AUGGCGGCAAUUACCAGUUCAGAUGGCACAACAACAACACCUCUAUUGGGAGAAUCUGACAAUGGAAGAGAAAACACAAGAAUCCAAAUCAUGGGAUGGUGGAACAAAGUGUUGGACAUGGAAGAGGCCAAGCACCAACUCUUGUUUUCACUUCCAAUGAUUCUUACCAACUUGUUCUAUUACUUAAUCACUUUGGUUUCUGUCAUGCUUGUUGGUCACCUUGGAGAACUUCAGCUUGCCAGUGCUACUCUUGCAAACUCAUGGUUCACUGGCACUGGCGUGGCUGUUAUGGUUGGUUUGAGUGGGGCACUGGAAACAUUGUGCGGGCAAGGAUUUGGUGCAAAGGAAUACCAUGUGUUAGGAAUUUACCUACAAGCCUCAUGCAUCAUAUCUUUUAUUGUUUCCAUCAUUGUAUCCAUUAUUUGGUUCUAUACAGAACCCAUCCUAGUGUUGCUUCAUCAAUCUCAUGACAUUGCAAGAACCGCUGCUCUUUAUAUGAACUUUCUUAUCCCGGGAUUGUUUGCAUAUGGCUUCUUGCAAAACAUCUUGAGGUUUCUUCAGACACAAUCUGUGGUAAUGCCAUUGGUUGUACUCUCAGCUCUUCCAUUGUUGGUUCAUAUUGGCAUUGCAUAUGCUUUGGUUCAGGGGUCAGGUCUUAGUUUUACGGGUGCUCCAGUUGCAGCUUCUAUUUCACUAUGGAUAUCAAUGAUAUUACCAGCCUUGUAUGUAAUGUAUGCUAAGAGGUUCAAGCAGACAUGGCAAGGAUUUUCAAUGCAUUCAUUCCAUUACCUACUUACAAAUAUGAAACUAGCUCUGCCCUCUGCAGGAAUGGUUUGUUUGGAGUAUUGGGCUUUUGAAGUUCUGGUUUUCUUAGCUGGACUUUUGCCUAACCCACACAUAACAACUUCUUUGAUUGCAAUAUGGGUAUCCAAUGAAUUGGGAGCAGGCAACCCUGAACGAGCUAAACAUGCGAUGAAUGUCACUCUCAAGCUCUCUCUCCUACUCGGUUUCUGUUUUGUCUUGGCACUUGGCUUUGGUCAUAAUACCUGGAUUCAGUUUUUCAGUGAUAGUUCUACAAUUAAAGAGGAGUUUGCAUCAGUAACACCUUUGCUUGCCAUUUCCAUAUUACUAGAUGCAAUCCAAGGUGUCUUGUCAGGGAUUAUGGAUUGGUUUGAUUUGUGGGCUGCUUUGUCAGACCGUGACUCUCUUCCUUUUCACAAGGCGUGCCAAAUGGUCUAA
Messenger RNA from Sphenostylis stenocarpa, 1239 nucleotides. Lineage: Eukaryota; Viridiplantae; Streptophyta; Magnoliopsida; Fabales; Fabaceae. The record is from the annotation of a GenBank genome assembly.